Tachysurus fulvidraco (yellow catfish) is the source of this 3000-nucleotide messenger RNA. RefSeq names its product cytohesin 4b (gene cyth4b). The transcript has 13 exons. Lineage: Eukaryota; Metazoa; Chordata; Actinopteri; Siluriformes; Bagridae. Bases 53 to 1354 code for a protein of 433 amino acids. The record is from RefSeq and is a predicted model, not a curated record. Gene Ontology annotation, biological process: regulation of ARF protein signal transduction. Gene Ontology annotation, molecular function: guanyl-nucleotide exchange factor activity.
AACUAACAGACAGGCGUUUGCGGCAGUAAUUCUCAGCUUCUCACCCUCAGAGAUGACUGAUGCAUGCAAUGUAUCUCUAACAACCCAACAAACCAGAGGAUCUAAAUACGGAGUGGAACCAGUUUGUAGACAUUUCAUAGAAGAGGGCAGUGGUCUGAAAAUGGAGAGCUGUCAACUGGUGACGCCUGAUUUCUUGCCGGAGGAACGGAUUGAGAUUGAAAACCUCAAGCUCCACAAGCAGGACCUCCUGGCUGACAUUCAGAAGCUGAAAUGGGAGAUUGAAAAUGUAAUGGCUGAAAUUCAGGACUUCGAGUCUUCAGAAGAGAACAAAGUACUCGAAAGAGGAAAGCAGAUUUCUAGUGGAAAGAAGAAAUUCAACAUGGACCCCAAAAAGGGGAUCAAUUACCUGGUGCAAAAUAACCUGCUGGAGUAUAGCCCCCAGAGCAUUGCUGAGUUCCUCUAUAAAGAGGAAGGUCUCAAUAAGACUGCUAUAGGAGACUUCUUGGGAGAAAGAGAGGAACUGCACCUCAAGAUCCUAAAAGCUUUCGUGGAACUUCAUGAGUUUUCAGACCUGAACCUUGUCCAGGCUUUGAGGCAGUUCCUGUGGAGCUUCCGCCUUCCUGGUGAGGCACAAAAGAUUGACCGUAUGAUGGAGGCCUUUGCCACUCGUUACUGCGAAUGCAAUCCAGACGUCUUCCAGUCCACGGACACCUGUUACAUCCUCUCAUUUGCCAUCAUCAUGCUGAACACCAGCCUGCACAACCCUAACGUGAAGGACAAGACAACACUGGAGCGCUUCAUCAGUAUGAACAGAGGCAUCAACAAUGGCGAUGAUCUACCCAAUGAGCUUCUCAUGAAACUGUAUGAUAGCAUACGAAACGAGCCGUUCAAGAUCCCGGAGGAUGACGGGAACGAUCUUACUCACACGUUCUUCAACCCUGACCGAGAAGGCUGGCUUCUCAAAUUGGGAGGACGAGUAAAAACAUGGAAGAGAAGAUGGUUUAUCUUGACUGAUAACUGCCUCUACUACUUUGAAUACACCACAGACAAAGAACCGAGGGGGAUCAUUCCUCUAGAGAACCUCUGUGUCAGAGAAGUCAUCUACACACGCAAACCGUACUGUUUGGAGCUGUACAACCCCAACAGUAAGGGACAGAAGAUCAAAGCAUGUAAGACGGAGACAGACGGCAGGGUGGUGGAGGGGAAACAUCAGAGCUACAUGAUCUGUGCUUCAACAGCCGAGGAGAGAGACAACUGGAUCGAAGCUAUCAGGGCAAGCAUCACAAAGGAUCCGUUUUAUGACCUGGUCUCAGUCAGAAAAAAGAAAGUCAUCAAGCAAACACCAGAGGAUUGACCACAGCAGAGGACCAUGGAGUACAGAGUUUAGAAGUGAGCCUGCAUGAAGCACACGGCAAACAGGAAAUGAUGACAAGCAAUCCUGCUGAUUCUGUGGAACAAUGAGUAGUUAAUAGCAAAACGAGUCCUUUUUUUAAAGACCUUCAGCCUGUUACCUACAAUCAGUUUCAAUCUGCUUCAUUUAAAGGGCUUGAGAAGGCCUUUUUUUUUUUCAGAUCAGAGUACUAUUAACGUACUUAUAUAUUACUGGGCUCAUUUUGUAAUAAUAACUGUAGCUGGACAUUUUGAAGAGAGUGUUUUCCUUGUGGGAAAUUAAGCCUCUUGAGUGAAAAUGUCAGUAUAGGAAGUGUGUAUUAUCGCUGCACAUGCGAGCUAAUCAGAAAUCUGAUCUGACCUGAUUGAUGAUUGAGUUAUGAAUACACAAGCUCAUUUAACGUGGGAUCGAUGUUCGGAUAUCGCCGCGCUCGUCUAUUGUUUUGGAAUGAGAAUCAAAUUCCGAACAAAUCAAUGUAAAUAGGUGUGAUGGUAUCGAUUGUAUACAAAUCGUAACACGUCUAGUAAGCUCCUAGCAAACAGAGAUGAACUGAUUGCGUCUCUUCACCCGAGGUGAGUUAAGAGCACAGAGAGGAUUUAUUAUAGAAAUUACACACCAUGGUUUUCAGUCCUUGGAUAUACAGUAACUACUGAUUCUAUUUAGAUCUUACACAGUUUUCAGUUGUACCCAAUACUGACCUUGAAUUUUAAGCUGUGGUUUAUGUUUUGGGCUGUAAGUACACUUAAAUAUUAAAUCCAUACAAUAUGAGUUACUUAAUUAACGAAUUAACCUUAAGAAUCAACCCGAAUAGUCACCACCAGAUGUUUUAUAUGUAAUUUAAAUGGGAAGCUGCUACCAAUAAAAAAAAUGUGUUUUUGGGUCACAAUGAUGAUUUUCCCAGCCUGUCAGGUCACAAGAUGAGGAGGUAAGCAAUAAAAGCAAACAUGGAUGACAAACUACUAGUGAAACACUUUCAUGUAAAGUGAGAUCUAAACAAAAUUACGUCAGGAACGGCAAUAUUUUAAUUAAGCUAAAAAUAACAGCGUGUCUAUGUUUGGGACAUCCCACAUUAACUGUGGAUGCAUACACUUCAUUUAUUUUGCCUCCAAAGCUACACUGAAGCAAAACAACCUCCUUUAGUUCAUUCUUAGUUCUUAUUUGUUGUUGAUUUUAAUGAUCGACUCUAGAGAUCAAGCUCGGCUAGUUAGUUAGUUAGCUGAUUUCACUGUAGCUAGGCCACCUUAUAGUGUUGCACAGCGAGCUAACCUGUAGUGUACAUGGUUAAUAACUGGACAUAACUUCCUUUGUUUGUUCUUUGUUGUAUAAACAGGUUAUAUAUUUAUUAAUAUAUAGUAUGUCCUAUGCAUUGUGUGUAUAUUAUACCUGGAUAUAAAUUUGAUUAUUUAUCAUUAAAAAAAUUAAAUAAAUAAAUGUAAACUUAUGUAUUGCUGUAGGUGUAAUAUUUUGUACGUUGGACAUACUUCUUAUUUGACUGAUACAGUAUAUGUAUUUUUUUAUUUUAUUGUACAGUAUUGUGUAUUGUUUAUGUGAGAUCAGUAUAUUAUAGUGAAUCACUUGAUUGUUGUUAUUAAAGUCUUUAUUUAAUUGUA